CUCUUUUGUAAAGCUGCCCCCUUAGAGAUGUUAAUGCAGCUCGGGCUGUCCCCGUGCCGGCUCCUGUGAAGGACGCUGGCCCACAACAGAGGCAGGGGCUUGAGGUGCAUUGUCCCCUCCUGAAGCUCUGACAAAAGGCUGCCCUUUUGCUUUGCAGGGGCAUUCGGGGGGCCGGAGGCUGCUGUGCGAGAGCUUCGUUCGCAGGAAGGCGAGCGUGGUGGGCGAUGGGAUGGGUGAAGCUGAGCAGGACCAGUAUGAAGCCCGUCUCAAGGAGCUCUUCGACAGCUUUGACAGCACGGGCACUGGAUCCCUGGGGCAGGAGGAGCUGACCGAUCUGUGCCAUGUGUUGCAUCUCGAGGAGGUGGCCCCGGGAGCGCUGCAGCAGACACUGCUUCAAGGCAACCUUCUUGGCAGGGUCCACUUUGACCAGUUUAAAGAAGCACUGAUCCUUAUCUUAUCUCGGACCUUAUCCAAUGAGGAAGAUUUCCAAGAACCAGAUUCUUCCCCGGAAGCCCAGCCCAAAUACAUCAAAGGCGGGAAACGCUAUGGCAGGCGAUCCCUUCCGGAGUUUCAGGAGUCCGGGGAAGAGUUUGCUGAGGUGACCGUGAUCGAGCCGCGGAAUGAAGAAGCGCGGACGUCACACAUCGCCUCCAACGACUGCGAUGAGCACUGGAAGACUCGGGACAGUGAGGAAUAUGAAGCCGAAGGCCAGUUGAGGUUUUGGAAUCCGGACGACUUGAACGCGUCCCAGAACGCGGCGUCCGCUCCCCAGGACUGGAUAGAAGAGAAGCUGCAGGAGGUUUGUGACAAUCUGGGGAUCACCAGAGACGGCCACUUGAACAGGAAGAAGCUGAUCUCCGUCUGUGAGCAGUACGGGCUGCAGGCUGUGCACGGCGAGGUGCUUGAAGACGUGUUCCAUAAUCUCGAACAAGAUGGCACAAUGAGCAUAGAGGACUUUUUCUAUGGCUUGUUUAAAAAUGGAAAAUCUCUUACGCCAUCAGCUUCGACUCCAUAUCGACAACUCAAACGGCACCUCUCCAUGCAGUCCUUUGAUGAAAGUGGGAGACGCACCACGGCCCUGUCAGCCAUGACUAGCACCAUCGGGUUCCGAGUCUUCUCCAGCCUCGACGACGGGAUGGGCUACGCCUCUGUGGAGCGAGUCCUUGACAUGUGGCACGAAGAGGGAAUCGAGAAUGGUCAUGAAAUCCUCACGGCCUUGGAUUUUAGCUUGGAUGGAAAGGUUAACCUGACGGAGCUGACUCUGGCGCUAGAAAAUGAGCUUCUGGUAACCAAGAAUGGAACUCAUCAGGCAGCCGUGGCCAGCUUCAAAAUGGAGAUCCGACACUUACUGGAGCGAGUUGACCAGGUGAUCAGAGAGAAAGAGAAGCUGCGCUCAGACUUGGAAAAAGCUGAAAAACUGAAAUCUCUCAUGGCCUCGGAAGUCGACGACCACCACGCUACCAUCGAGCGCCGGAACGAGUACAACCUCAGGAAGCUGGAUGAGGAGUACAAAGAGCGAACCGCGGCUUUGAAGAACGAACUCCGGAAGGAGCGAGAGCAGAUCCUGCAGCAGGCUGGCAAACAGCGACUGGAACUGGAGCGAGAGGUUGAGAAGGUGAAAACAGAAGAGAACUACGUCCGCGAUCGGCUCACCCUUUCCCUAAAGGAAAACAGCCGUUUGGAGAGCGAGCUGUUGGAGACUGGACAGAAGCUGGCGGAGUCUGAGAGUCUGAUGAGCAAACUGCAAAGGAACCUGGAGAACGUAUUGGCUGAGAAGUUCGGCAACCUCGACCCCAGCAGUGCUGAGUUCUUCCUGCAAGAGGAGAGAUUGGUCCAAAUGAAAAACGAGUAUGAACAGCAGUGCAGGGAGCUGCAAGACCGGAUCGAUGAGCUCCAGGCUGAGCUGGAAGAGUAUCGUGUUCAAGGCAGAAUAUUUAGGCCGGCUCUGGAGUGCUCGCUGCAGGAGGAAUUGGACAGUAAAAAAGAGGGGGACGGUGGUGUGGAGCCUGACCAAGGACUUGGGUCUGACGAUUGCAACCUGCUGAAUAUGAGCCUAGAAGCAGAAAUGGUCAUUGAACGACUGAAGGAGCAACACCAGAAGCAGCUGCAGCACCUGGAACAGGAGCUCACAGACACGAUAAGCCAUUAUGAAAAACAACUGAUUGAGACCAAGGCCUGUUGUGAAAAGGAACAAGAAAACGUGGCAAAGAAAUAUAACGAAGAGAAGCAAACCAUGGAAAAGCACAUAAGUGCCCUUAAAAGCCAUAUUGAAGCACUCCAGGGAGAGGCAGAAAUGCUCAAAGAGGAACGAGAAAGAAUUGACUGUAAACAUGCUGAGGAGAGAACCAGUUUACAGACCAACUUUGAUACAGAAAAGGCUAAUCUCCAAGAACUGCUGAAGCUAGGGCAUGCGGAAGACCUCCGGAUUAGGCUGGAACAGGUACAAGAAAGUUUUAACCGAGAACGGGAAGAACUGGUCCAGAAUGGGGUGUGGUUGGAAGAAAAGAUGAGAACUCUGGAGCAGACCCUGCAGGAGGAAAAAGGCGAUGUGGAAUGUGUUUUCCGGGAGCAACUGCAAAGCUUGACCGAAAAGCAUGCUGUUGAGAGGCAAGAGCUACAUCGCGAAUUGCUGGAAAAACACCAACAGGAACUCCAAGAAGAAAGGAAAAAAAUGGAAACUGAGUAUAACAGAAGAACAUCUCAAAUGGAAACUCAGUUUUCUAUCGACAGACAAACAAUUGUGAACAAAUAUGAAGAAGCCUUGCAGAAUCUUGAAGAACGCUACCAACGAGAGCUGCGAGAACUCGCCGAACAGUGGCACGAGGAGAAAUCUCAGUGGGAAUUUGAAAAGGAUGAAAUAAUCCAGGAAUGCGCUGAGGCCCAAGAGCAACUGAAGGAAACACUGGAGAGCAAAAAGGCCAUUUUUUUUGCGCUAACACAGGAGAAAGAACUCCUAGAGAAGAGCUUUAAGGAACACGUGAACAAGCUAACGUGUGAAAAGGAGCAGCUCCAGAAAGAGCUGCAGGACCUGAGAGAUGCUGCCGAAAAACAAGAGGACGCGUUGCAUAAUAAGUUACGGCAGCUACAAAAUGACCAUGAGAGGGAGCUAAAAGACCGAGAAGAACAAAUGUCAGCAAUGGAGGGGAAAAGAAAACUGGUUAGCCAAAGGCUGGAAGUGCUGGCAACUGAAUAUGAGCAAGAGAAAUUCAAGCUGAGUUCCAAACUACUUCACUGGGAGGGUUUGACCCAAGAGACUCAGGAGAGAACAGAAAGAGAGAAGGCAGAGAUGAGUUUGGAAAUCUUAAAGCUGCAGGAAAAAAUAAAGAAAUUGCAGCAGGAAAGGCUUGAUUUUGCCAAGCUGCAAAAUGACUACAAUGCCUUGGCAAAGGAUUAUGCAGAAGUGAAGAGCAAGCUUUCAGCCCUGUCUGGUGUGCAACUGUUGGAAGAGGAUGGAGAUAUUCGUCCAAGCCUACAACAGGUGCAUGAGCAGGCUACGCAGGAAAAUGUGAAUAUGGCCCCUGAGAGGGUCGGCUUCCAGCAAAGGUUACAGAUGCUAAAGCCAGGGAAACUUUCUGGGGUUGACUGGUCAAAUUCUGCAGUGGAAGAAUCUCAGCUGCAAGACGAGAUGGAGAAAAUUGAGGGUAAGGUUCUCAAAAGCCUGCAAGAUGGUUGUAAAGAGAUGGACAAGGGAGCAGACUUGCGUGUUGUUUCAUUGUUGGAGGCUAAAACGAAGGCGCUUGAAGAAAUGAUGGAGGCUUAUUCCAGUCUAGAGAAGAUGUGUGAAGACACAAAGGUGGAGAACCAUGCCCUGAAAAACCAGAUUGGCCAGCUUUUGGAAAGUAGACUGAUAGUGGAAGCAGAAUGUAACGAAGCUAGUGACAAGAAUCAAGAUCAGAUUUCCAGAGUAUCUGUGCCGGAAAUGAAAGAGUCAGAGCUUGAGAAAAUCUUUGAGGCGGAUUCCAAGUUGAAGAUGCUACAUGAAGAUGUUAAAGAAGAGACAGGAUGUCUUCAGGAAGAUAGCAAGGCGGCAAAAAUAAAAUCUGAUCAUUCUACUGACCUCAGAGGGCUUUGUUCUGACGUUUCUAGGCAUCAGACUGAACUAAAGAAGCCUGAGGAAAUAACUGUGGUGUCUCUCCAACUUGAAAAGGUCUGUGGUGCAACUGAAGACAAUGGAGAGCUGAACAGUCUAGUCCCUCAGCUUUGGGGAAAGAUUGAAGAGCUAGAAGAAGGAUCAAUGGCAGAAUCCACCCAUCUGUCGUUACAGGAAGAAAUCCGGCUAGAAAACAAGGGCCUGAAAUCUGAACUGAUAAAGUUGCGUGAACAAAAUAAAAAACUAGAAGAGGAUAUACCACAGCUUACAAGCCUGAAGCACAGGUUAGAAGAAAGUAAUCAAGAGAGUGUGCAACUCAGACGGGAAAAAAAACAUCUCCUGGAAAAAGUUAAGGAACUGGAAAACACUCGUGACCGAUAUGCACAGGAAAAGAUAGAGAUGAGCAGUGAGAACUUAAGGCUGCAACGCAGGCUUGGAAAACUGGAAGAACAUAGUUUAAUAUUUAAAGUCCUGCAAGACAAACAUGGGCAAUGUGAGACCACGAUAAAAGGCAUGGCAACGGAGAAAAGAGAGCUACAGGAACUGAACAGGAAGUUGAAAGAGAGAGUCACCUCUCUGGUUAAGCAAAAAGACCUGCAUUCUCAAGAAGAAAAAGAGGAGUUGAAUUCAAUGAUACAUGAUUUGCAAAGCACAUGCAGUGAGCUGCAGCAAAAAGUUGAACUCCUGAGAUGUGAGGCGGAGAGGCUCCGAGAAGAAAAUGCUAUCCUGAAGAAUGAAAUAAGCCUGUUAAAUGAGGAAGGUAGUGUUUCUAACCUGAAAUUAAGGGAGCUAAAUGGAUCUCGAGAAGAAAUGUGGCAAAAAAUCGAGUCUCUAAGAAAGGAGAAGGUGGCUGUGCAGAAGAUGGCUGACAACUUGAGAAAACAGGUGUCAGAUUUGAAAACCAGGAACCAGCAGCUGGAGUUUGAAAAUGCAGAACUUAGCCAAAAGAAUUCGAAAAACCAAGCAGACGUGCAGGAUCUGAACCAACGGCUGGCAAGAUUGCUCAGGCAAAAGGAAAAGGACGUGGGGACGUGUACAGAGGAAGAAUGGGAAGGGGAGAGAUCGAAGCUGAAAGAGGAACAGGAGAACAGUCAAGUGAAGUCGUCAACUCUGGUGUCUUCCUUGGAGGCUGAGCUGGCGACCGUCAAGGUUCAAACUCGCUUACUGGAGCAGGAAAACCAUCUCCUCAGACAAGAGCUGGAGAAGACCAAACAGCUGCCCAGAUGUCCUGAUCUCUCUGACUUCCAGAAUGAAAUUUCUAGUGUAAUAAUGAAAAAUGAAAAGCUGCUGAAAGAAAAAGAAGCCCUCAGUGAGGAGCUAAACAGAUGUGUUGAUAAGGUAGCUAAAGUGAACGUCUUAGAGAAUGUUAUUGCCAGUUUGAAGCAGGAGCAAAAGUCCUGGGAUCAACAAAGUCAGGCACUGAAAACGCAGCUCACAGCCUCCCAAGAGAAGGUCCAGAGUCUAGAUGAAGCUCUACAAAAUACCAACCUUCAAACGUCCUGGCUAAAAUCUGACCUAUGGGUAUCCCAGGAGGAGAAGGAGACUCUUAAACAGGAAGUGAUGUCACUGCACAAGCAACUUCAAAAUGCCAGUGACAAGAACCGGGCUCUGGAACUGGCUGUGCAUUCCUCCGGGCUGCCCGCCCAGCAGAAGCAGCUGGGCUGGGAGGAACUGGAACAGCUGAUCCGACAGGAGCAGCAGCUGCUGAGGGAAGAGAACGAGAGGCUCCAGAGAGAAGUCCAGAACACUAAAACGGAUCUAACACAUUCCCGGGAGAAGGUCCGUCAGCUGGAAUCUGUAAUCCUUUCCAUGAAGCACCAGAAGCAUCAAAGCCAGUCUGGCAUUGUGAAAGCCAUAGAGCAAGAGAAAUUAAGUCUGAAGAGAGAAUGUGAACAGCUUCAGAAGGAAUUGUCCUCUGCGCACAGGAAGAUCAGUCAGAUGAAUUCACUUGAACAUGAAUUGGGAACCAUCAAUUUGGAAAAUGAAGGGCUAAGAAAAAAGCAAGUCAAACUGGAUGAACAACUAAUGGAGAACUCAGUGGUUGGAAGUAGCAGAGAAGGGUGCAGUGCUCUGUCUGAGAGUGUGUGUGAAGAUGCUACACGGGGGCUCCGGUGUGAUGAUUAGCCAGUCCCAGCACUCUCGGGAGCUGCAGCAGCUCCAGCAGCAAGGCUGUGCUAUGGUGCCCAAGGAGCAGUUCCUGCAACUCCAACAUCAGCUACAGCAGGCCGAGAGGAGUCGUCAGCGGCUGCAGGAGGAGCUUGAAAAUAGACCCUCUGAAACAAACAUGCCACAGGUACAACCUCCUUUACUGUGCCGCUUCCCAGUUAGCCAGUGUAUCUGAUUCGCUGUCCUGAUGGGUUCCGUGCUGGGGUGAUCCUUUCUCUGUUUAUGCCAGUUCCAACACCUGGAUCUCUUCCUGCUGCAGCAGUCUGUAUAGCACGCCCUCAUUUGGCAUCUCGUUUGAAACCGUCGCCUUCAGGCUUUCCUACUAACCGUUCCCACCUAGCUAUUACCAGCUUUCCUCCUUGUGAGCUCUGUUUUUGAUUGGACAGUGCACUGGUUUUUUUUUAUAUUUUUAAGAGUGGCCAAGUAUUUAAAGGAGCAAGCAUACAAAUUGCACAUGCAUCUGGGUGGGAAGCAUACAGAACUAGCAAAGUAUAUCACUGUCCCAUGGAGUCCAGUUAAAUUCC
Pelodiscus sinensis (Chinese soft-shelled turtle) is the source of this 6780-nucleotide messenger RNA. Lineage: Eukaryota; Metazoa; Chordata; Testudines; Trionychidae. The record is from RefSeq and is a predicted model, not a curated record.